Molecule: messenger RNA, 2184 nt
Organism: Maniola jurtina (meadow brown)
Lineage: Eukaryota; Metazoa; Arthropoda; Insecta; Lepidoptera; Nymphalidae
Product: intraflagellar transport protein 81 homolog
Exons: 11
Coding region: 120-2093 (657 amino acids)
Biological process (GO): intraciliary transport; cilium assembly
Cellular component (GO): cilium; intraciliary transport particle B; centrosome
Molecular function (GO): tubulin binding
Source: RefSeq, a predicted model, not a curated record
CAGUGUUUGUCACAUCGAUAUUGUGAAUUUUGACAAUAGUUUUUCUCUUAACUGAUUUGGAAUUACAUCGCCUACCUAAGAAAGUUCAAUAUUUUUCUAACACGUUAAGGUCGAGCAAGAUGACCGAGCAAAUUAAGUUUAUAGUUAAGGAAUUGAAUACAACCUUGGGUAGGAACUAUGACUUGAUAAAAUUCGACUCUUUAGAUGAAAAGCAACUUUUGCAAGUGCUUGUGGACUUGCUCGUCAAUUUCAACGCCGGUGACAAGCUAAAUAUUCGAGAAGAUGAUCCUGAAACAGUUACGCUCCAACUGCUAGAAAUGCUGGGCAGCGUAAAGUACCGCCCUCCGCCUGGCGUUGAGCCGACACUCUUUAGGUCACAGCUGCUCGCGGGAGAUUCCAGGACCAUACAUCAUGUAUUACACUGGCUAUUGUCAAAUAAGGAACAAGUUAAAAAUACUGCGUAUCUCGCCAAGUACCUGAAAAUUCCAGAUAUUCCAGCCGACGUGGUCCGAAAUAACACAAUCCAAGAUUUAUUGGAUUUAUACCAAAAUUUAAUAGACGAAUUCAAAGAUGUUCAUAAAAGGACAAGAAUGUUGCAGAAGGAAAAUGCUUCAGAAAUCAUUAAUGAUAUCAAAGAGAUGGCCGUAGAGAGGGAUAUAGUGAUAAAGAGAUUGGAAAAUGUCCAAAUACAUUUGGUUGACGUUAGAGAUAAGGAAGAUUUAUUGAAUUUAAGCAAACUUUUGCGAAUGCAACAGGAACGGGAAAAGGAACUGGAGAGUCAAUACAAUAUGCAACAGUCACAACUGAAAACAGCCUCAGAGCAACUGAAACGUUAUUUGAAUGUUAUUCACGGCCAAAGCGCCACGCCCAAGACGGUUUCAGAUGUUAUUAAACAUUUACAAGAGGAAAUUCAGUUGAACAGUUAUCUAAUGAAAGAAAAACUACCGCAAGAAAGUGCCAGCCUACAGAAAGAGUUGAAUAUCAUGCAAAACAUAGCUACAGAACAACACCCGACUCGAUCUGAUGUUAUUACAGUUCAAGAUAAGAUAGCAGCUGUCAACAGGGAAAUAGAGCAGCUUGUGCAGCGUCGACUAGCAGCUUCAGACCCUCAAGAGGACAAGCUGGCUCCGUUUCGCCAGCAAGCCACUGUCAUACGACGCAACAAGGAGGCCAGCGCGGCCCGCGUCCAUGAGCUAACCGCUACUUUGAAAGAUCAUGAGGCUACAUUGGCCGACCUGCGUUCCCAGGUAAAACAACUUCUUGGCGACAUCGUUCUCAGAGGAGAAGAGUUGAAAAAGUACGUCAACACCCUACGAACUAAAAGCACUCUUUACAAAAGGCAAAGAGCUAACCUUUCAAUGUUUAAGGUAGAAGCUGGUAUACUUACAAGAACAUUACACAUUUUAAACACAAAUGAUCCUACCAUCGAAAUGGCUCUUGUGAAUCAUAAGAAAAUGAAAAUUGAUGACGAGAAUAUUUUAGAAACAAGCCAGGACAAAACUGCGGAAAUUGCUAAAAAAUCAUUGCACGAUCUUUCUCAGCUUGUGGCACAAACUGCUCAAAAACUAUCUCAAGUCCGCCAAGAAAUACAACCUUUGGCAGAUAAAGUGAAACCUAUCAAAAAGGAGUUCCAAGAAGUACAACAACAGUAUGAACAAAAGAAGAGAGUGUACGAAGCAACCUCUAUUAAUAUAUCGUCACAGAUGGAGCCAUUGAAAAAUCGCGUCAAAGAAUUGACCGACCAGUUGAAUAGUAAGGAGGACGAGUGGAAAAACUUGAGGCAAAAAAUUACAAAGGCAGAAAGUUUGCAAGAAGUUGUUAUGUUCGAGAUGAAAAACUCUAUGCAAUCGCCGAGGAAGCCGUCAAAAAUGGAAGCGCUGAAGAAAAGGGUCGCGGAUGUGGAGGAGAUUGUAAAGAAUUUGGAAGAGGAGCAGCGAACAAUAAGUUCUCGGCAAGGAGCGGUAGAAGAACAGACUCGACUUUGGCAGAACACGUUACAGCUGUUGCGUUGCAAACUCAAGGCGCGGGAGGAGCCUGCGCCACAGGGCCGAAUGCACAUCACCCAACAAACCCAAAUGUUGACUCUUACUUAAAUAUCUAAUAAGGUUUUUACGUUUAUUACGCACAGAAUGUAACUCACACGCGCAAAAAUCCUACUAAUAUUAUAAACGCGAAAGUUUGUAU